Benincasa hispida (wax gourd) is the source of this 2263-nucleotide messenger RNA. Its product is annotated as auxin transporter-like protein 2. The record is from RefSeq and is a predicted model, not a curated record. NCBI's taxonomy places the organism in Eukaryota, Viridiplantae, Streptophyta, Magnoliopsida, Cucurbitales, Cucurbitaceae.
UCCCUCUCCUCUGUUUUCCUCUGCCUACUGCAAACUUAACCAAUACAAACUCAAAUAACAGAUAUUCCUCUUCUUCAACCUCCAUUUUUCUUUUUUCUUUUUUUUUGGGGGGGUUUCUUGUUGGAGUUCAUUCAUUUUUCCACUUUAUUGAAACUGCCAAAAAUUGGGGUUCAUUCCAUUUUAAGAGAGAGAGAGAGAGAGAGAGAGAGAGAGAGAGAGAAGAAAGUAGCUGAACGACAGUUUAAGCUUUAAAGCACUGCCAAAGCUCCGUUUUUUCAUGGUUUCUUUUACUGAAAAAAACAAGUUUUGAUACUAUAAUUUGGAAUUUUCCUCUAAAAUUGUCUGUAAAACCUACCAUCUCAAGCAAAGCUGUAAAUCUUAACUGAACUCCUCCCUGCCCAAACAACUCUCUCUUGCAGUUUCGUUUCGAACUACGAGCCAAACAAACUCAAAUGCCCUGUUUCACAAGUUUUAACAAAGACAAACCCCAAUUAAAACACCCCCCAUUUUAAAUCUCUCGUUUUUUUAUUUCUGGGUUUUCUAAAUAAUGGUGCCUGCGAGACAGAGUACAGAGGAAGCCAUGGUUUCGACCUUCAAUCAAUCAAUCGAACAAGAAGAAUACAGAGAAGAAGAACAGAGGGAAGAGGAAGAUGAAUCAUUGGGGGGAUUCAAGAGCUUCCUCUGGCAUGGUGGCUCUGUUUAUGAUGCUUGGUUCAGUUGUGCUUCGAAUCAGGUGGCUCAAGUCCUAUUGACUCUGCCAUACUCUUUCUCUCAAUUGGGGAUGCUAUCAGGGAUUAUUUUACAAAUUUUCUAUGGAUUUCUUGGGAGUUGGACGGCGUAUUUGAUCAGUGUUUUGUAUAUUGAGUAUCGAGGGAGAAAGGAGAAGGAGAAUGUUAGCUUCAAAAACCAUGUUAUCCAGUGGUUUGAAGUGCUUGAUGGUCUUCUUGGGCCUUGUUGGAAAGCAGUGGGAUUGGCUUUUAAUUGUACUUUUCUUCUCUUUGGCUCUGUGAUUCAGCUUAUUGCUUGUGCAAGUAAUAUAUAUUACAUAAAUGACAAAUUAGACAAGAGGACAUGGACUUACAUAUUUGGGGCUUGUUGUGCCACUACUGUCUUCAUACCCUCAUUUCACAACUAUAGAAUUUGGUCAUUUCUUGGCCUUGGAAUGACCACCUACACUGCCUGGUAUUUGACUGUUGCUGCCCUCGCUCACGGUCAGGUCGAGGGUGUGAAGCAUUCAGCCCCAACUGAAUUGGUUCUGUAUUUCACUGGUGCCACCAACAUCCUUUACACAUUCGGUGGCCAUGCCGUUACCGUGGAAAUUAUGCAUGCAAUGUGGAAGCCUCAAAAGUUUAAGUACAUAUAUCUAGUGGCGACUCUUUAUGUAUUUACACUGACCCUCCCGUCGGCCGCCGCCGUGUAUUGGGCUUUCGGCGACCAACUUCUCAGCCACUCCAACGCCUUCUCCCUCCUUCCCCGCUCCCGGUGGCGCGACGCCGGCGUCAUUCUCAUGCUUAUUCACCAGUUCAUAACAUUUGGUUUUGCUUCUACACCACUCUACUUCGUGUGGGAGAAAGUAAUAGGAAUGCACGAGACUAAAAGCUUAUGUUUAAGGGCAAUUGUGAGGCUGCCCGUCGUCAUUCCCAUAUGGUUUUUAGCCAUUAUUUUCCCUUUCUUUGGCCCCAUCAACUCCGCCGUUGGUGCCCUUCUUGUUAGUUUCACUGUUUAUAUCAUCCCUUCUUUAGCUCAUAUGCUCACUUAUCGAUCGUCCUCUGCCCGACACAAUGCGUGUGAGAAGCCUCCCGCCGUUGUUGCCCGUAGCUGGACUGCCAUGUAUGUCGUCAACAUGUUCAUAGUAAUGUGGGUUCUAGUCGUCGGUUUCGGCUUUGGCGGUUGGGCUAGCUUGACUAAUUUCAUCAAACAAGUUGACACGUUUGGACUCUUCGCCAAGUGCUACCAAUGCCUCUCUAAGACACCGCCGCCCGCCGCGGUGGCUCAUCGUUGAUGAGUUGUUUGAUGCUUUUUCUUAACCAUAAUCUUUUGUUAUGUUGUAUUACGUUUGUCUCAUCAAUAUAAGCAAGCUCUAUAAAGUUUAGGAUUAUAUGCAUAUAACAUACAUACGUAUACUAUUUGUAGGAUAUCGUGGAAGUUUUCUGUCUAUCUUUGGGAUUAUGUUUUAAGUAUGCGUGUAUUGUUGGGAAGAAUAAUGAAUCUAACAUUAUAAUAGCUAUAUGAGAAAAAUCUAAUUUUACCAUGUUUUAUGUUU